Molecule: messenger RNA, 2347 nt
Organism: Alexandromys fortis (reed vole)
Lineage: Eukaryota; Metazoa; Chordata; Mammalia; Rodentia; Cricetidae
Gene: Cln5
Product: CLN5 intracellular trafficking protein
Exons: 4
Coding region: 53-1069 (338 amino acids)
Biological process (GO): lysosome organization
Cellular component (GO): lysosome; lysosomal membrane
Molecular function (GO): hydrolase activity, acting on glycosyl bonds
Source: RefSeq, a predicted model, not a curated record
ACGCUAGACCGACGCGGGCCCGGGAACCACGGGGGAUCUCGGGGGGCCGUGCAUGGCGCGCGCAGGGCGACGCGGAGCGGACUGGCGCUGGGCGCUGGCGCUGCUCGGGCUGGCGGCGACUCUGGGCGCGUCCCCGACUUCGGGGCACCGCUGGCCGGUGCCCUACAAACGUUUCGCUUUCCGUCCGAAGCCAGACCCCUACUGUCAAGCUAAGUACACCUUCUGUCCUACCGGCUCAGCCAUCCCACUUAUGAAGGACAAUGACAUCAUUGAAGUCUUAAGACUACAAACCCCUGUUUGGGAAUUUAAAUAUGGAGACCUCCUGGGACACUUUAAAAUUAUGCACGAUGCUAUUGGAUUCAGGAACGCAAUGACGGGCAAGAACUACACCAUGGAGUGGUAUGAGCUUUUUCAGCUUGGCAACUGUACGUUUCCUCACCUUCGGCCUGGAAUGGAUGCUCCGUUCUGGUGUAACCAAGGAGCAGCCUGCUUUUUUGAAGGAAUUGAUGACAGACACUGGAAGGAGAACGGGACAUUAGCUCUAGUCGCGACCAUAUCCGGAAACACAUUUAACAAGCUGGCGGAGUGGGUGAAGCAGGACAAUGACACGGGGAUCUAUUAUGAAACAUGGACGGUCCGGGCCAGCCCCGGAAAAGGGGCUGAGACAUGGUUUGAAUCGUAUGACUGUUCAAAAUUUGUGUUAAGGACAUACGAGAAACUGGCUGAAUUCGGAGCAGAAUUCAAGAAGAUAGAAACAAACUAUACAAGAAUAUUUCUUUACAGCGGAGAACCUGCUUACCUGGGAAACGAAACUUCUAUUUUUGGGCCAAAAGGAAACAAGACUCUUGCUUCUGUCAUAAAAAAAUUUUAUAACCUCUUCAAACCACACUUGUCAACAAGAGAAUUUCUGUUGAAUCUCUUGAAAAUUUUUGAUACAGUGAUUAUGCACAGAGAGUUCUAUCUGUUUUAUAACUUUGAAUAUUGGUUCUUACCAAUGAAAUUCCCCUUCAUCAAAAUAACAUACGAGGAAAUCCCUCUGCCUAGCAGACGCCCACUUCCUGACCUGUGAGGCUUGCAGUCCGUGGCUCUCUCCAGCCACCUACACCCAUUUCAGGGGUGUCUUUACUUUUGUGUCUUCAUUGUCUUCUCCUCAGGGCAGGAAGGUGAAGUGCUCACAGUUGGAGGUGCAGUGUACUGACAGUUCAAGACUCUUGGAAAGAAGUGGAAGCCAUAAUUGUACAGGCCAAAGUGAAUGUGUUAAGAUCUCGAUAUUAUUGGGAAUUGGUUGAUACCAGCUGUGGAGUUCACUGAUCCAAUGCUGACAUUUUUCUGUUACAGCAGUGUUGUUUCUUAGUCCAAGGGCUUUCUGAUCAUCUAAAGAAUAGCUAUUGUUACAGCUAUUGCAACUCUGGGGUCCAGGUCUGUCUGCUUUCUAGUCACAUAACCUCGAAGACCGGUUUGGACCCAUUGCUGGAGCAGUGCCUCUGGACACAGGAAAUACAGUGUGUUGAAGAGCAGAUUUUCUGGCCAGCAUUUGAGAAUGGCUAGCAACUAACUGGCUGUUGUGACAGAAGCAACUUAACAUCUCCAGAUUUGUGUCCUUGCCUCAAAUGAUUUAGCAGCUGGGAAUAGGAAGAUUGCAGACACCCAUGUUGGCAUAGGAAGGGCACACUGAAUGCAUACAUGGUCUCAGAGGACUGUUGGGAUUGAAAGAACACAAGCUGUCAGUUCCUGGGACUCUGAGCUGACAGACAAUAGUGUCUGCUUCAGCAGUUUUCCAGUACAGGCCAUGGAAGUAUCUGGCUGCAGACGUGGCUGGGCAAAAUGUACUUCUGACUUCUUGUGUGAGCCCUCUGGUUCUUCACCCAUUAGCAAGGCUAGCACAGUGAAGAGGGUACGCUUUCUUGGAAAGGAUGGGAUUUUGUCGAGGACCUUUAAUUCAUUAUGCUUGUACUACGGGCAUUAGACAAGCUCUCAAGGUCCCGUGUUUAUCAGUUGAACCCACCUUUUUUCUUUUGUUCUUCUCUCCUACUCAUAAAACCACACUAGCACAAUAAUGGAAAGAGUCUGUAUUAUGCAAAUGUGCCAGUUAUUCAAUUCACCUACUGUCUGAGUGCUUCUUGAGAGCUCAGUACACUAUCGUGAGCUGUCACAGAAAGCCUCAUCAUACAGAUCUGGCCCAGAUGCGUUAAGUCAGGGCUUAGCGAGGUCAAGUGAACCUGGAACUGUGUUUUCUCUCGGGUUAAAUGAAUGGAUGCACGGACACUUUUCAGCAGUGUAUCUGUGCACUAGGGUUACCAGGCUGUCCUUCCUGUUCAGUCUAAUAAAAACAAAAGACAAAAACCAA